AUGACUACUUCAAUCACCCUCCCCUCUGCUUCUGACUUCCAUCUUCAUCUUCGCCAAGGUGAUAUGAUGCGCAUGGUCACCCCCAAGGUUGAAGAAGGUGGUGUCUCACUUGCUUAUAUCAUGCCUAACUUGCAGCCUCCUAUCAAAAACACUGAGCAAUCCAUGGCAUACAAGGCAGAAUUGGAGGCUCUUGCUCCCAAUGUCACCUUCUACAUGACCCUCUACUUGUCUCCUGAACUCACACCUGAGGAAGUUCGUAAAGCUGCCAAGGCCGGUGUUGCAGGCGUCAAAUCAUACCCUCGUGGUGUCACCACCAACAGUGACAAUGGUAUCGAAAAUUAUGAAGUAUACUACCCCGUUUUCAAGGCCAUGGAAGAAGAGGGUCUUGUGCUGAACUUGCAUGGUGAGUGUCCUAGUGAUAACAACAAGGACAUUUGUGUCAUGAACGCUGAGGAAAAGUUCUUGCCUGAGCUCGAAAAGCUUCACAAUGCUUUCCCCAACUUGAAGAUCGUCUUGGAACACGCUACAUCCAAGGCUGCUGUUGAUAUGGUCAAGCGUUUGGGUGAUAAUGUUGGUUGCAGUAUCACUGUUCAUCAUCUUCAAUUGAUUGUAGAUGACUGGGCUGGCCAAGCUCAUCACUUUUGUAAGCCUGUUGCUAAAUACCCUCAUGAUCGUGAAGCUUUAAGAGAAAUCGUCAAAUCAGGACAUCCUCGCUUCUUCUUGGGUACUGAUUCUGCUCCUCAUCCUAUCGCUGCCAAGGAAGGUGCUCGAUCCAAUGCUGGUGUCUUCACUACACCUCUCGUUCUUCCUUACCUUGCCAAGAUCUUUGAAGAGAUUGGUUGUUUGGAUCGUCUCGAAAACUUUGCUUGUCAUUUCGGUAGAAAGUUCUAUGGUCUCUCUCAGAAGCCUGGAUUUGAGGAUAGAAAGGUGACCUUGGUCAAGGAAGCCAACGUUGUUGUCCCUCAAGAGUACCAGAUCUCUGCUACUAAUGCUGAAUUAGGUACUGUUGUGCCUUUCUACGCCAACAGAGAUAUUGGAUGGAAGAUUGCUUCCAACUUUGUUUAA
This is a messenger RNA of Mucor velutinosus, 1065 nucleotides long. RefSeq lists its product as uncharacterized. Gene Ontology annotation, cellular component: cytoplasm. The transcript is spliced from 2 exons. Gene Ontology annotation, molecular function: dihydroorotase activity. NCBI's taxonomy places the organism in Eukaryota, Fungi, Mucoromycota, Mucoromycetes, Mucorales, Mucoraceae. The record is from RefSeq and is a predicted model, not a curated record. Bases 1 to 1065 code for a protein of 354 amino acids. Gene Ontology annotation, biological process: 'de novo' pyrimidine nucleobase biosynthetic process; pyrimidine nucleotide biosynthetic process.